CGGGGAGGCCCGGCGGGAGCGCGGCCGCCGCCGCCAUGAAGGGCAAGGAGCGCUCGCCCGCCAAGGCCAAGCGCUCCCGGGGCGGCGAGGACUCGGCGUCCUCCUCCUCCUCCUCGCGCGGCAGCAAGAAGCCGAGCGGCUCGUCCGGCGGAGGCGGCGGCUCCAACGGCGGGAAAGCGGCGGCGGCGUCCGGCGAGAGCAACAGCGGGAGCGGCCGGCGCGGCGCCCACGCGGACAAGGGCGGCCGCGCCGGCAGCCGCGAGUACGAGAGCGGUUCGGCGGCGGCCGCGGGCGGCGGGGGCCGGCACGGCUACAGCGGUAAAACCGCGGAGGCGUCGCGAAGCAGCAGCAGCCGCGGCGGCGAAUCGCGAGCGGCCGCCGCCGCCUCCUCCUCGUCCUCCUCGUCGGAGCCGGGCGGCGGCGAGUACAAGACGCUGAAGAUCAGCGAGCUGGGCUCGGCGCUGAGCGACGAGGCGGUGGAGGACGGGCUCUUCCACGAGUUCAAGCGCUUCGGAGACGUGAGCGUCAAGAUCAGCCGGCUCCCGCCCGGCGCCGGCGCCGCCGACGAGCGCGUGGCCUUCGUCAACUUCCGCCGGCCCGAGGACGCGCGGGCCGCCAAGCACGCCCGCGGCCGCCUCGUGCUCUACGACCGCCCGCUCAAGAUCGAGGCCGUCUAUGUCGGCGGAGGCAGCGGCCGCCGGCGCAGCAGCCGCUCCCCGGCGCUGCUGGACAAGGAGUCUCCCUACGGCGCGGCGGCGGUCGGGGCGGUGGCGGCCGCCGUGCGGCACCCGCCGGCCGGGGCCGCGCAGCGAGCGCUGUCCCCGGCGGGCAGCGGAGGAGCUUUGGGAUACCGGGACUACCGGCUGCAGCAGCUCGCCCUGGGCCGGCUCCCGCCGCCGCCGCCGCUGCCGAGGGAGCUGGAGAGGGAGCGGGACUACGGCGGCUUCUACGAGGCGCGGGUGCGGCCGGCCUACGGGCUGGAGCGCGUGGCCGGUGUGGCGGCGGCCGGGGGCUUCCGCGGAGGAGGAGGAGGAGGCGCCGGAGCGGCCGCCGAGGAAGAGAUCAGCCCCGAGGAUGACCAGAGAGCCAACCGCACGCUGUUCCUGGGCAACCUGGACAUCACCGUGAGCGAGUCGGACUUGCGGCGAGCGUUUGACCGUUUUGGGGUCAUCACUGAGGUGGACAUCAAGAGGCCGGGGCGUGGGCAGACCAGCACCUAUGGUUUUCUUAAGUUUGAGAAUCUGGACAUGGCGCACCGGGCCAAGUUGGCCAUGUCAGGGAAGGUGCUGCUGCGCAACCCCAUCAAGAUCGGGUACGGCAAAGCCACCCCGACCACCCGGCUCUGGGUGGGCGGCCUGGGGCCCUGGGUGCCCCUGGCUGCCCUGGCCAGGGAGUUUGAUCGGUUUGGCACCAUCCGCACCAUCGACUACCGCAAAGGGGAUUCCUGGGCCUAUAUCCAGUACGAGAGCCUGGACGCUGCCCAGGCGGCUUGCACCCACAUGCGGGGCUUCCCCCUGGGGGGGCCGGAUCGCCGGCUCCGCGUGGACUUUGCCGACACGGAGCAUCGGUACCAGCAGCCCUACCUGCAGCCCCUGCCCUUGCCGCCCCCGGCUCAUUACGAGCUCGUGGCGGAGGCGGCUGCUUUUGGGGCUCACCGGGGUGCCCCCCCUGACCCUCUACGGGGGGCCCGGGACAGGACGCCACCUUUGCUCUAUAGAGACCGUGACAGAGACCUUUAUUCUGAGACAGAGUGGGUGCCCCCGCCUCCCCCUGUGCGGGACCGGAGUAAUCGGGCAGCUGCCUAUGACCCACUGGAAAGCCUGGAGCGCCGCCGGGACGGGUGGUCCUUGGAGCGGGACCGCGGGGAGAGGGAGCUGGGCAGUAGCAGUAGGGAUCAGCCUCGGAAACGGAGGCUGGCCGAGGAUGGAGGCCGGCACUUGGACCGUUCCCCUGACAGCGAGCGCUCCUCUUCCUCCCGAAAGCGCCAUUGCUUGGCCACGACCUCUCCCCCGGACCGCAGCCCCGAGCUCCUGGGAGGCCGGGAGCGUUACAGUAGUGACCCUGAGCGCUCAUCCCGCUUGCUCCCCUUGGAGCGACCGUCCCCCAUCCGGGAGUCCCGCCGGGGCAGCCUGGAGCGGGGGCAGAACGAAAAGCGCGACCGCAAGAAUUCCGCGGAGCGGGAGCGCAAGCAUCGCGCCGCCGCCGCCGCCCUGGAGUGCAAAAGUCCGGCCAAAAAGGACGAGCGGGCGGCGGAGGGUGGUGGUGGAGGCUCCCGGCUCAAACCUCCUCCCCAAAAACAGCAGCAGGACGGAGCAGCGCAGGCCGGGGCGGCGCCCAAGCUGUGCUUGGCUUGGCAGGGGAUGCUCCUGCUGAAGAACAGCAACUUCCCGUCGAACAUGCACCUGCUCCAGGGGGACCUCGGAGUCGCCAGCAGCCUCCUGGUGGAGGGAGCGACUGGUGGGAAAGUGGCUCAGCUCAAGAUCACCCAACGUCUCCGUCUGGACCAGCCCAAGUUGGACGAGGUCAACCGGCGCAUCAAGGUGGCGGGUCCCAAUGGAUACGCCAUCCUGCUGGCCGUGCCCGGCGCCUCCGACAACCGCCCCGCAGCCGGGGCUGCCGAGGCCGCCACCACCUCCACGCAGAGGCCGCUCAGGAAUCUGGUGUCCUACCUAAAGCAAAAGCAGGCUGCUGGGGUGAUCAGCCUCCCUGUAGGGGGGAACAAAGACAAGGAGAACAGCGGGGUCCUGCACGCCUUUCCGCCCUGCGACUUCUCCCAGCAGUUCCUGGACUCCACGGCCAAGGCGUUGGCCAAAUCAGAGGACGACUAUCUGGUCAUGAUCAUUGUCCGUGGGGCAUCCUAAGGCCCUCGUGUUCUGUUCCCAACCCUGCCUACUCCUCCAUGCAGCCCCUCCAGCGUGUGCCAGCAAAUCCCAAGAGCUCGUCCUCGAGAGAGCUCCAAAGCGAACAGACCAGAUUUAAAGCACUCAGUGGAAAUGGAAAACCAUAACUUUAAUAACAGACUGGUGUCACAUCCUAUUUUGAGUCCUUGAAAUUCCGUGUGGGCCUCAGGCCAGGGGCCCUUUGGGAUCCCUUCCCUCGGGAGCCGCAGUGGUUUCCCCGUUGAGUCGCGUGGCUCAAGGUCGACGUUUUUCAGGUGAGCAGCAGCUGCUCUCUCGGGUACACAGCAGAACACUGAAUUCCUUUUUGGAAAGGGAUUCCUUUUUCAUCCAGCCCCCCCAGGUGCAUGCACUGAAACUGGGCUUUUUAACAGGUGUAUUUCCCUGAUUUCCCGGUGUAUCCCAUUUGUGCACUUUGGGUUUGUAGCAGUGGCUAGGUUUGGUGAAGAGCUGAGGACUUUGUUGCAAAGCAGGAAUGUCUUGUGCUCACUCUGGUGUGCAGGAAACAAGGAGGUGCUUUAAGGAGAACUUGAGUUAUAUUGUGGGGUUUUGGUUUUACUGCCUUUUUUUUUGUUGUUUUGUUUUGUUUUCUAAGAGUUGCAGGUUCAGUGGGGUCUGGUUCCACAAUGCAAACUGAGCAAGUAAGUGCUUCUCUCCAGAGAUGCUUUUCAUUCUGUGAUAAUUUAAUUACAUAAAAGUUCUCAUUAACAUUUUACCUCUUUGUUAAUAGCAAGGAACUGCUGUCUGCUAGGGACUUUUCAGGUACAGUGUGCAGUGGGCAUUACAUGAGGUUUAUCAUGGGCACCUGGAGUCAAGUGGUUUUAGCAUCCUGGAGAAAUAUUAAAAAUACUCUGAGAUGCUGAGUUUUGAGCUCUUGUUCUUGUGAUUCAAGGAUGAAACAGUUUGCAGGUUGUUGUUUUUUUGUUUUUUUGUUUUUUUUCCAAAUAACGUAGUUAUUUUUUUCCUAUUUUCCCCCAAUCAUUGGGCACUUUUCUCCAGCUGUCUCAGCCACCUUUGGUAAUUCAGGCAUUUAGGAGGGGAGAAGGGAUCUCAAUCCCUGAUGUGAUCUAAUUCCAUGAUAUUCUGUUUAACAGCCAAAAGGGUGUUGCAGCAGCUUAUAAACUGAAGUGUAAAUCUCACUGUAUCUCUUUACAGGCCCUAAAAUUGUAAUCUUGCACUUAAACCCAGAAUGUAAUCUUGCACUUAGCCAUGUUUUCAGGGAUUUGGGCAAGAGAGAAGUGACACUGCCUCUCUUGGUCCAUGCUCCAGUAGAUUCCUUGGAUAAUUGAUACAGGCAUGAGUUGAUUUCUGUUACAACUUGCAUGGCAAAAAUCAAAUUCAAAGUGUGGAAUAGGAUGCGAAUAGGAGACGAAGGAGGAAAUGUCUUGAAUGUAUUUUAUGGGUGUAACUGAACUUGCUUGAGUUUCUGUCACAAAAAUAGGAAUUUUUGUUACUGCACCACUUGUCAGAGAGGGCUGUGGUUUAAGAGGGCUUUGGUUCCUUUAUUUGCCCAGAAUGAGUGGACCCAGCAUCCCAAGCAUUGUGGUGAACUGAGAAUUCCAAUGUGACAGCAUCUCUUAAACACAGAUUUUGUUUUUUAUAGCUACUUUCCUUUCUAAAUGAAAAGGUGAAAGCCUCAUUUAAUGCUCUUAAAUUUGAGAGUAAAAUCCAGAAUUUCUGGGUUGUCCUUCAAUGUGAAUGUAAGAGAUGGCAGAAUUCAGCUGUUCAGCUUCCUAUUAACAAGGAGAAUUUUUGGGAAUGACACCAGAAAUGCAAAUCACUGUGUUUAAGAAGAUACAGCGUGUUUACCACUUAUUGAAAAGAAUGUUUUAAUUGGAGCAGGUGCCUGUUGUGUGUCAGCAGGUGAUCAAUGCUGCAAGUGCUGCUUGCAUUCAGAGGGAGUUUUCUGGGAGAUUUUUGUCAUCUGACAGAAAUCACUUGCAAGAGUUUUCUAGGAAAGAGACUGGAAACAGCUGAGAAUUUAAAUCUGCCCAAAACUGGGGGGAAAAAAGCACUAAAGUUUGUGUUGGACACUGAGAGCAGCAUUUGUUCCACUGAUCUGCAGCAGGCACCCGCUUAAAAACCCAUAAAACUUGGGGUCAACAUAGCUUGUAAAGCCAGCUUGGUUUGGGAAGCCUUUUGGGAAGAGCAUGCUAGGUGCACUUCCAUUUUUCCUUUUGGGAAAUCACAGUGGUUCCACCUGCCAGUGGCUGUGAAAUUGUGCUGUGCUGGAGGGCGAGGAGGAGCGGGCGAGGCCGUGUUUGACUCCAGGUUUUCUGGUUCCUUAUUUCGUGGAGCACCUGCUUCUCCUUUGAAUCUGGUUUAUUUGUGGUUGCUGCUCUGUUUUGUAAGCAAGGAUUUUAACACCCUCUGAGGGUUCUUGAGAGGGAAAAAACCUCUUUGAGAGGUUUUUUUUGCCAGCACUGAAUUCCCGGCUGGGCGGGCUGUGCUUUCCUCCUUGGUCUGAGGUGUUCCCCAUUGGAGUAACUGUCCACUGAAGCUGGCUGAAGGUUUAGAAGCCUGUGGGUGAUACCACUGUGUGCAGAGCAAACCAGAUGUAGCAGUUGUUGGCUCUCUCCUUGUGUCUGGCAUUAAGUUGCUCUGGUGAGAGCUCGGUAUUCCCUCCCGACCUUGUGUGCAGCUGAUGUUCUUCUAUUUCAUUACUGUGUUGAAUUAGUCUGGAAAAAGGAUGUGCUUUUCCUGAAUCAUUUCAUCCUUGUGCUUUAUGCUUUGGGGAAAGAACCUCAAAUGACUCGUGGUUCUGUUUGAGAUUUUAGUUUGUUGUUUAUUUCUUUUGAUUGGAAACUUUGCGCAACUUCCUUGGCCCCUGGCCAGUGGCUUUGUUUGCCACAGGAACACUGAGGUUAUCCUCAAUCCAGAGGUUUUAGGGGCAAAAAUACCAACACAUCCUUGUCAGCCUCCCAGAGAGAAAAGGGCAUUAUUGCCAGGCAGACAAACCUUGUCCUCUCUCUCUUUCCUUUCCUUCAAGGAUGUUAAAGAUGGAAUAUUUCGGUGACAACUUUCUUGGCCUCUAUGGAGAGCCAAGUUCUACAAAGAACGAGUUUUAAUUUCUUGUGUGGGUUUUGGAACCCUCUGGUUGAUGGUAACUGAGGUGAAAGGCCUGAGGUGUUAAUGAGGAGGAGGAGUGAAUCAAAAUUGUGAAGACAAGUUCAAAAACUCUGAGGACUCAGGGAAAAAAAUGCCUUGGAAAAUGAUAGUUCCUGGCUCUAAGCAAAACAGUGUUGAGGGCAGCGCUCCUGGGGAGUGCUGUGUGCCCAGAGGGGAAGAAAUGGUUGCCAUGUGGCUCUGGAGCUUUUGGGGUUCUUUCCCCUUUGUCCCCCUGUUGUUUUCUUUAUAGCACUGAAGGACAGAUACUCCAAUGAUUGGUAGACUGAACGAUGAGGUGAUUUUUGUAUCAGGCUUAAAGCAGACCGGGUGGUGCAGAGAAUGGUUCAUUGAAUAUUCAUCCUCGUGCAGUUCCCAUUGUGUGAAAACGAUGGCUGGGAGAUAUGACUCGAAUAGUAACAAUUUUAAAUUUUAUUGGGUGUGUCUUUGAUUUGACCUUUUGAUUUGACCUUUUAAUAUUGGCAUUGUCUGCUGUUAGAACUGCACAGCAGAGUGAGAGCAAAAAGAGCUGUGUAACACUACAUUUCAUGGUUUUGUUGAUAAGUUGCCUUCAGGAAAUACCCAGUGAGGAAAGUCAACCGAAUUAACAAGAAUUAGGUUGGUUUUUCUCCUGGUUAAUGAUUUUGAUGUGCCCCAACAAAUAUUACUGCAAGUUGAGUAAUCAUCAAUACUGUAAGCCUAGUUUUAUCCUGGUCCAAAAAGAAGCCCUGCACUACUUGUUUUGCAUGUAUCCCUAGAAGGCAACUUCAUUCCGAGGUUUCAUGCCCAUGGGUGGUAUUGGUGCUUUUAAAGUCCAAGCAGAAUAUUCAGAAAGGCCUCGUAGCUCUUUAUGUUCAUCUGUAUAAUGUAGGGAGGGGGAAAAACCCAAAUCUGGUGUACACAUUUGUAUUGAAAUAACGUUUUUUUUCCUCCUGCAAGCAAAUCUGGCGGACUGCAGAAGACAACAGCAUGGGAUACCAAGCUCUAAUGGACCUUUGGGAAGAGAAGCUGUGGCUUAUGUGGAAUUUACAUGGGCCUCCUGGUGGAAGAAAGCUUAUCUGUUUAGUAUUUGUGCAUUUUACUAAAAUGGCAGCUUUAAAAAAAAAAAAAAAGUUGUGUAUCUGCUAUUGUGAUGCCAAUGCCCGUGUUUUAAGUGGAAAAAAAAAUGACCUCUUUGCUUUGUGCUGUGUACACAAGAUUGCUGGAAAAGUAAAGGAAUACCCUUUUUAUGGCUCACACAGCUUAAAAGUAGCUGUCACUCAAACAUGCGCUCACAGUUGAGCUGAUUUUGUUUCAUUCUAAAUAAAUUGUUUCUUUUGAGGAAAA
This is a messenger RNA of Melospiza melodia melodia, 7328 nucleotides long. RefSeq names its product RNA binding motif protein 15 (gene RBM15). Bases 36 to 2861 code for a protein of 941 amino acids. The transcript has 2 exons. Gene Ontology annotation, biological process: regulation of alternative mRNA splicing, via spliceosome. The record is from RefSeq and is a predicted model, not a curated record. Lineage: Eukaryota; Metazoa; Chordata; Aves; Passeriformes; Passerellidae. Gene Ontology annotation, molecular function: mRNA binding. Gene Ontology annotation, cellular component: nucleus.